Molecule: messenger RNA, 4238 nt
Organism: Maniola jurtina (meadow brown)
Lineage: Eukaryota; Metazoa; Arthropoda; Insecta; Lepidoptera; Nymphalidae
Product: chorion peroxidase-like
Exons: 11
Coding region: 477-3653 (1058 amino acids)
Biological process (GO): response to oxidative stress
Molecular function (GO): heme binding; peroxidase activity
Source: RefSeq, a predicted model, not a curated record
CGCAGCCGCGAUGGCGGUAUGCGCGCCUACACGCGGAAAAUUCAAAUUACGAACGCGUUCUAGUCAAUUUUUUUUUAAGACUGAUGGACUAUGACUGCUAACUAUACAGCUUAUUACAAAUAUAGAUUAAAAAUAUUAGGCUAAGGUUGUACUUAAGACAUGCGACUGCUUUUUUGACUGACCGUUGACAGUGACAGUGAAUGUGACUGUGACUUUAUGUGACCCGACUUUGACUAUGGAUUGACUGACUGGAUUAAACGGUGUUCCUGAUUCCAACUUUAAGUAUCGAGAAUGGAGAUAACCUGGAGAGUCGCACGGAAGACGGGCAGCUGCCGGCCGCCAGCGCGCUGCGACAGUCCCCUCUGCUGGAGCAGUGCCCCCUCAGGGGUCCGCCCAAAUGCCCACCGGCUUCCAAACGGUACCGCACCCACGAUGGCACCUGCAACAACCUGAGCCGCCCGCGCUGGGGUGCCACCAUGACCCCCGUCCAGCGCUUCCUACAACCAGUCUACUCCGACGGCAUCCAAGCCCCCAGGCGCUCCAUAUUCGGCCCAAAACUACCCUCCGCUAGAGAAAUAAGCGCUCUCGUCCAUGAGGACAAGAACGCGGAGAGCACUGGGAUCACCCACCUGUUGAUGCAGUGGGGCCAGUUCUUGGACCAUGAUCUCACGGCGACUUCACAGUCGAGAAGUUUUAAUGGAUCAGUGCCGAGGUGCUGCAAAGAUGGUGGAAGGGAUUUUAUUUCCAAAGAACUUAUGCACCCAGAAUGUAUGCCAAUAGCAGUUCCACCAUCAGACCCGUUCUACGGCCCCCGCGGGGUCCGCUGCCUCGACUUCGUGCGAUCCUCUCCAGCUCCUCGCGACGACUGCGCGCUGGGCUGGCGCGAGCAGUUCAACCAAGUGUCUGCGUACAUCGAUGGCUCUCCGCUAUACGCCAGUUCCGCGCGACAGUCGGAUAAGCUCAGGCUGUUUAGAAAUGGCAUGCUCCAGUACGGUCGGGUCCAACAGCGUCGUCCCCUGCUGCCGACCGACCGCGACGAGCUGUGUCGCGGCGGCGCCGUCUCCACGGACUGCUUCAAGUCCGGUGACGCGAGAGUCAACGAGCACCCCGGCCUCGUCGCCGCGCAUAUCGUGUGGCUCAGGCAACAUAACAGAAUGGCUCAAGAGCUGGCGCACCUGAAUCCACACUGGAGUGACGAGAAGAUCUACCAAGAGACGCGGAAGAUUGUCGGUGCCAUGAUACAACACAUCACUUACAGAGAGUUUCUGCCCAUUGUUUUAGGUUCAGAAGUAAUGCGGUUGUUCGAGCUGGAUCUUCAGCAGAAGGGCUUCUACCGCGGUUACAGUCCAAAGAUCAACGCAAGUCCUGCCAGUGCCUUUGGUUCCGCCGCCUUCCGCUUCGGACACAGCCUCGUACAACCUUCUUUGAUGCGAUUUGAUAGGUUCCAUCGUCCCAUCGCAAACAACGUUUCUCUCCACAACGAACUAACCAAUCCGUCAAACAUCUGGAGCAUGGGUGCCGUAGACCGCUUACUACUAGGCAUGGUCAACCAGCCCAUACAGAAACGUGACGAGUUCAUCACCGAGGAACUCACCAACCAUCUCUUCCAAACCCCUCACUUCAGCUUCGGGAUGGACUUGGCUGCCAUCAAUAUACAGAGGGGGAGGGACCAUGGGGUUCCUCCGUAUACGACGUGGAGGGAACCUUGCGGACUCACGUCCAUUACCAGCUUCGAUGAUCUGUUCAGGGUGAUGCCGGCAAGGGCAGUGAGGAAACUGAAGGUUUUAUACAAACAUGUGGACGAUAUAGAUCUAUUUACCGGAGGCAUGGCUGAGCGCCCGGUCGUUGGAGGUUUAGUGGGACCAACAUUCGCAUGUAUCAUAGCACAACAAUUCACCAACCUUAGGAAAGGAGAUCGUUUUUGGUACGAAAAUGGAGGGUUCGAAUCUUCUUUGACACCAGCACAAUUACAACAAAUACGCAGAAUAUCUUUAGCUCAAGUGCUCUGUCGCACUUUAGACAGCAUUGACAACAUACAACCGUUCGUUUUCCUAUCACCAGAUAACCAAGAUAAUGACCGAAUCUCCUGCCGCAAUGGACACCUAAAUAACUUCGACUUAUCUCCUUGGGUUGAAAUAAAUUCAGAUUCGAACAAUGCCAUAAGGAAAUCAGGAGAAGAUGACUCUACUACAAGAAAACCAGCCAAGCCUAAACCCAUUACAAAUAAACCGAAAACAACUAAAAAACCACAGAAAGGUUCUAAAGGACCCGAUCAAAAUAAACCAAAUGCAGCACUUCUAAAUAAACCGCAAAAACAAAACAACAGACUGAACCGGACUGAAACAGACAGUAACAAGACCACAACUGACAAUACUAAACCUGUUCCUAUAGUACAAGUUAUAGAUGAUAAACUAGACUUUAAAAUAAAGACAAGACGUUACAGCGACUCUGAUCCUGACACUAGACAGUAUAACAACGACUAUUAUGACGAUGUACAAAGCGUUCAAUCCGUAGUAAUAAAUAACUCGCCACAUAAAAGACCUAACAGUAGACCAUACAUAUCUGUGACUGAAAACAUUGACAAAUACACGUAUCUAAUAAAUUACGUACCAAGACCUACUCAGUCUUGGCGACAGACUACAAGACGACAUAAUCAUGACAGAGACAAGAAUGAUAGAGACGUAGUUAAAGUUACAUACCAAAGUUACGAUGAUACAUACAGAAGACCUAACAGACCUUACUAUAAUAAUAGACACAACUUAGAUAAUAAAUUUGAAUCUAGAAUAAACGCACCAGUGACUGAAAACUCUCGAUCAUCAGCUAGAUCUAAUGAUGACUAUACGUCGACAUCAAAUGACAAACUUUCUACAGAAAUGUUUAUAAUGACAAACAGACCUAAACCUCUUACAGACAAAACUACAGACAAAGUGGACCCAACAACUGAAAAUGUUUACAAACUGCUAACUUUUGGAUACGUAGGCACUUAUAGAGGAGGCAUUACUAAUAAUGGUAAGAUCACUACUGAAAAAGCUAAACCAGACUCUAUUAGUAAAGACUUUUCGACCGUUGAAACUGUAAAAUCUGACGACACAACAAAUGACCUAAAUCACAGCAAACUAUCAACUUUCUUGCUAUAUGAGACAGCUACAAAACCUUACAAUUCACAAAGACCAACUAGACGCAAUGAUGAAGACGAUUUGACUUCAGACGUUAAAGAUAAAUACUAUUACAUUCAUAACGUUUUGCGUAAAUAUAAUUCGACAGACCUUAAAAUUAAAAACGCUCAAAAGAAAAAUGAACUGAAAAAAUCUAAUGAAUCGCCAACUAGUAAUAGUAACUUGGAUAUCCAAGAAAGAUCUGGAAACGAUCAGAUAGAAAGUACAGAAGAAAUCAAAGCAGUGCGAAGAGACAAACCGAGACUGACAAUUAGGAAACCUUCCAGCUCCGCAAAAACUCCCUCAGUGGCGUUUCAGAUUAUACCAAGUGAAAACAGUCCAUCCCGCUGGGCAGUUUACAAGGAGAAAGACGACCUCCCAGAGAGCCUGCCCCAGCGCAUGCCGGCCAUCGAGCUCGACCCCUACGCGCUGAGGGAAGUCCCCCGCCCCAUGGACUUUCACUCCCUGAGACGGAGGCCUGGACGACGUCGCACUUAACAUUAAAAAAAAAAAAACUUAAAAAAAUAACUAUUAUUUAAGGCUGUAACAACACACGACGGAAACUGCACGAUGUGACGUCACACAGAUCGCGCGCGUACGCGUGUACAAGUCGUAACACAAGGCACUGAGAUGCACGUUGAGCACCUUACAAUUAUUGGCGUCACGAAAACCAAACUAAAGUUUAGAUUUUGUCACCCUUCUUCUUCCUCUGGGAUUUUAGGAUUACAUCGAAUGUGGUGUACUGAGACUAAAGUAAGGUUAAAUUAGAUUUUAGAACAUAGAUAUUCAUGUGCCCGGCCGCAGUCGUUUAACAUCUCCCGGGCGUUAGCCAUAUCACUAAGAGAGUUGGCUAACUAACGGCUUAUGCCAUUUCGCUCCGACAUGUACCUACUUACUACGCAUCUUAUUCUAAAGAGUUCCGUUAUUGCAGAAAGGCGUCACCAAAGUUGAAAGUGAGCGCGCAGAAGACUAAUCGCUUGAAGCGCCCAACCAUGGGCGUUCGUUUUGCGUAUUUUCUACUUUGGUGGCGCAACUUAUUUUAAUUUUAAGCCAUAGAAAUGUUUUUUUCGUGACGAAAAUAUU